CGUGACUCAACUAGUGGUCUCAUUAACUGCACGAGUAUUGAAAGUCACGAAAUAAUUAUCAUGUCUCAGAAAUCUUACAAACUCUACUAUUUUCGCGCACGAGGCCGCGGAGAAUUCAUUCGGCUAGCUUUUCUCAUCGCUGGAGUCGAAUUCGAGGACUUCUGUGUCGAUAUUGAAAAGGACUGGCCUGCCUUCAAAGCGAGUAAGUGGACGUGUGAAUGAAAAUGAAACAGAAAUUAUAAUUCAGGCGCUGUACAUGAGCAGAGCACGAUUGUUGUGCAGUGUAAGACUGCGAAUACAUCGAUCGUCAAGUAAAAUUUACAAGUUAGACGUAAUUCAGUUCAUAAUAUACGAGUGUGUUAACAGCAAAUGAUGUUAAUAAAUGAUGUUUCUAAGCAAAUUGUAUCGAAUCAAAACACGUCAAGGUCACGUAUAUAAUUUGGCGUCGGGGCCGAGUUAUAGAGUUUUGAUCCAUGAAUGAUUUAGCGUGCCUAGUCCCAUCAAUAAAACGAUACAGACCGUCAAUCGUUUUACCGAUCUAAAUAUUCCGAAUGAUUGCCGUGUAAAUUUUUUUAUGCAUAGUUAUCUAUCCUAGUUUGAAUAUUUUCUUGCAAUGACCUUCAAGAAUAAUGUUGUUCAUUUGUCUGGCUGCUUGUUCAUUUAGCUGGGAAGUGCCCCUUUAAUCAGGUGCCAAUACUGGAAAUAAAGGAGGAUGCUAAGUCAGAACCAAUUGUUCUAAGCCAGUCUGUGGCCAUCUUACGAUAUCUUGCAAAUGAGUUUGGUGAGUCACAAAUGUACAGCAAGUUUCUUUUCAUUAGCCAAUAUUAAAAUUAAUAAAUAGUGCAGAUUUUUUUCAGAUUUUUAUUAUGGAGCUUCCCUAGAAAAUAGAUUUUUAACACAUGAAGUAUCCCUGUUUUAAUUUUGUAUUUGGAAUGAUCUUUUAGUGUCCACAAUUACCUUAUAUAUAGCCAAAUACUCUGACACUUGUAUAAAGUUCUUUAUUAUUAUUAUUAUUAUUAUUAAAUGUCACUAUGUCACUACAAGGGUGAUCUGGACUUUUAGAAACCACAAAACUGCAAUUCAAAAAUUCAGUUUCCAUACUUGUGCUUGACAACUCAAAUAAUGAUUUUCAGAGAUCUCUCCAAUAUCUUAAAGUGAGAUUUUAUUUAUAGAAUUAUUGCAUUUAAAAAUGAGUAACAGUCUGCACUGCCACAAUUCACAGUCUACAUACCUCAUGCAAUAAGCCUAAGUUUCCUUGUCCCACAUUUCAGACACAUUUGAAUAAGGAAAACUCCCCCGAAACAAGGCAUUUUAUUAAGAACAGAACUUUUGCCCAGUUUAAACAAGCAGAAGCACAGACUAUCAUUUGUACAGUAUUAACUCUUUGGUCCCUAAGAGUGAUUAGCAUCUUAUUUCUCUCUACAAUAUCACCCUUGAAUCAAACAGUAAAGUCAUGAGAACAGAGGAAAUGAUCACCAACUAAAGAAGCUCUUGAUUGUUAAACAAAUUCUCCUUGUCAGCAUCUUAGGAAAUGUAGAAAGAACAGCAUGGAGAAUUUACAUACCAAUGUUAGGAUGUAAAAAUUGAUUUGAAGAGAAUUUAGGAUGUUAAUCAGUGAUAAUCAUACAAAGGAGAAAAAGGAUAAUAAUGUUAGCAAAAAGAGCAUUGUGCUGGUAACAAUACCUUAACCUGGUAAAUAAGGCCUCCAAUAUAUCAUGAAGUAGGGGUUAGACUCUGCAGAAGUAGGUGACUGUGAGAAUUUCACUAAGGGCCAAAAGGUAAUUAUUUUGACUAGUAAGAGCAACAUGUUAGGAAAUAGCCAGCAGACUCCGGUGGUCACCAGCUUUUUUUGAAACCCCUGGAUAAAUUAACCAUUACAGGACUUGCACCCGAUAGUAACUUGGGCAAAGCAAAGGCUGAUGCAAUUGUGGAUGCAGUGAUGGAUAUCAGGGCUAAGAAGAGAGAUGUACACUUUGAAAGGGAUCCAUCACUCAAGGUUAGUUCAUGACACAUUUGAAAGGGCUGAUGACCCUUGAUAAUAGAUAGGAAAGCUAGAAACCUUGUGCUUUCUUCUUUUUUCAUGAAACAAAAUAGCAGUAAAUGCUAAUGAAAAAACUCCAUUCCCAUGCCUCUUUAACAGAAAAUUGUCCAGACUCAACCAUCAUAUAGAGGAGUAAAAUUCUAGAAAUCUGAAAGCUGGCAAUGUUUGAUAUUGGAUCUUGUUCCCCUGCUCCCACUGUUCGAUUAUUUUUGAAAAUCCCAUUCCUCUCUCUCUACACAAAAAAAAGGCCUAAAAUUAAGCAAUGGAGACUGGAGAUUUCAGUGGCAAAUAUAAAGAAUUCACUUGUUAAAUUUGGAUGACCUAAAUUUUUUAUUAAGAUAUGGAGAAUUUUUGGCUAUUACUUCAUGAAAUACCUCUGCCACUACAUGUGGCAAGUAAAUAGUGGAAAAAAGAGAAUUACCAGGCAGGCCUUAAAAAAACAUCAAUUUAUUUUUACUACAUAACUUUUAAUACCAUCAUGCAGGAAAAACUCUCAAAGGACUUUCUAGAGUCUCACCUACCAUCUGCUCUGAAGAGUUUUCAAAAGUUACUUGAAGCAAAUGAAGGAGGGCAAGGAUUUUUUGUUGGGAAAAAGGUACUUGAAGGUUUAGUUAACUUCUCUUAUAGUUGCAUUGGAAUAGAGCUGCCAGUGGUCUCUCUUAAGUGAUAUUUUCAUAAUUGCUGUUUGUUAUUGAAGGGUAACAGAUGUGAAGGUAAAAGGAACAAAUUAUUGAAAAGGUUGUGUUUUUUGAGCAGGCUGUUCCUUAAAUAAAAGUGUUCCAAAAAGAGUUUUUACUGAAUGUUUUAAAGUCUUUUAUUGAAACAACGCAGAGUAGUAUUCCCUAAAAAUUCUGUUUAGGUGUCUUCUAUACUGAAUUUUCUUUCUGUCACACAGUGGUUUAAGAAUGAUGUUGAAAUAUUCAGUUUUUUAAUUUGCAGUUUUCUAAAUGUGAUUCUGUUUUUUUUAUCCUUCAGCUAACCUAUGCAGACAUAUCAUUUUUUAACUUUUUGAACAGCUGGGUUGCUAAGGACAAGAUUAAAGGAUACCCAGUUGAAUUAGAGAAUUUUCCCUUGUUACGAGGCCUCUAUGAGCGUGUGCGAGAUAUCCCAGCUGUGAAGAAAAGGCUUGAAACCAGGCCAGACACUGUGUUGUGA
Pocillopora meandrina is the source of this 3196-nucleotide messenger RNA. The record is from the annotation of a GenBank genome assembly. Lineage: Eukaryota; Metazoa; Cnidaria; Anthozoa; Scleractinia; Pocilloporidae.